GUAAAGAUGAUACGCCUGCCAAAUUGAAUGAAGAUGGAUACGCUUCUUCACCCGUGCUGUUUGAAGACGACACACCUCUGAUGCAUGGCCACCCUGAACAGAGAGAUCAGUCCAUGGAAAAUUCAGUUGUCUUUGGCACUUCUGCAGAGGAAGUUGUGAAGGAAAUUCGCUUUAGGAUUGAGCAGAAAACUCAACUGACUGCAAGUGCAGGAAUAGCGCCAAAUACAAUGUUAGCAAAAAUGUGCAGUGAUCGUAAUAAACCUAAUGGGCAGUGCAGAAUUACCCCUGAGAGACAAGCAGUGCUCGACUUCCUAAAAGAGUUGCCCAUUAGAAAGGUGCCAGGUAUAGGAAAAGUAACAGAGAAAAUGUUAAAAGCUCUUGGAAUUGUGACUUGCUCGGAACUUUACCAGCAGAGGGCACUGCUUUCUCUUCUUUUUUCAGAAGCAUCUUGGCGGCAUUUCUUGGGUAUUUCCCUUGGUUUGGGUUCAACGCAUUUGGAAAAGGAUGGAGAAAGAAAAAGUAUGAGCACUGAAAGAACAUUCAGUGAAAUAAACGCAGCGGAAGACCAGUACAGCUUAUGUCGAGAGCUCUGCAGAGAUCUUGCUCAAGAGCUACAGAAAGAGGGACUUAAGGGUAAAACUGUUACCUUGAAGCUAAAGAAUGUGAACUUCGAAGUGAAAACAAGAGCUUCAACUCUGCUGUCUGCUGUUUCUACUGAGGAGGAAAUAUUUGCUGUUGCUAAAGACUUGCUAGGAACAGAAAUUGAUAGCGUUGCUCCUCACCCUUUACGGAUAAGACUUAUGGGUGUACGAGUAUCAGGAUUUCUAAGUGAAGAAGAGAAGAAGUACCAACAAAAAAGCAUUAAGAGUUUCUUAAAAUCAGGAAAAGAAAUUGGUCUUCUUCGGCUUCAGGCAGGGAAGUCCAAUGAAGAAUAUUUCACAAAAAACUCAGCAGCAUUUCCCAGAGGGAGUUUUUUUGAUAAAAAGCGAGCUGCAAGGCAACUAAACAGUGAGAAUAUUUCUCCAAAUGAAACUGUAGAUAAGCAGCUCUUUAAUGAUAGGAAAUCAUCAGCAAAUUUUGUGGAAGAAGCAAAGAAAGUCACGGACUUGCAGAAUUCUGAUGUGUGUAAGAUCUUCACCUGCCCUGUUUGCUUUGAGGAGCAAAGCAGCAAUAAUUUGGAAGAGCUUAAUAGGCAUAUUGAUGAGUGUCUUAAUGGGACUCUUGUUAAAGAUACUGUGGAAAUAACUAAGAAUAGCAAUUCAAGAGAAAAUACGCUUAACUUUCUUCCACUAUUUAAAAAUGAAAAUGUUGAUGAGUGUCAGAAAAAUAAAACAGAUCAAUUAGCAGGAACAGACCAGUCUGCAAGUACAUCUGACAGCUGUACUAGCUACAGCACAGAAAAAUUCACUCAGAUGGUAUCUGAUAAAUCGCAGAGAGAAAGACAGCCUAUCAGUCUCGGUGAUAUUGCUAGAAACGUGUGUAUGAAACAGAGUUUCUUCCCCGAAAGAAUUUCACGAGACGAUGGAGGCCGUUUUGAAAAGGCUGAACGUACAGAAGGCGGCAAUUCAUCCUGUUUCUUUGAAAUGAAAGAAGACAAUGUUCUUGUUUGUCCGGUGUGUAAUAUGGAACAGAAAACCACCAGUCUUGUGUCAUUUAACAGACAUGUGGAUGUCUGCUUAAAUAAAGGCCUUAUCCAGGAGCUGACCGACAAAAAGGAUGUUCCUACUAAGACUUCCAAUACGGAAAACUCAAACAGAGUUGGAGGUUUAAGCAGAGGACAGCAAUGCACAAAUCCAUCACAAGGAACCAAAAGGUCUGGACUACCAACUUCACAGUCAGUGUCAAAAAAGGCCAAGUCGAGCAAUUCCAAGCAUACAAUUGAAAUGUUUUUUAAAUGA
Messenger RNA from Eurypyga helias (sunbittern), 1898 nucleotides. RefSeq names its product DNA polymerase kappa-like. The annotation marks the transcript as partial. NCBI's taxonomy places the organism in Eukaryota, Metazoa, Chordata, Aves, Eurypygiformes, Eurypygidae. Gene Ontology annotation, biological process: error-prone translesion synthesis. Gene Ontology annotation, molecular function: damaged DNA binding; DNA-directed DNA polymerase activity. Gene Ontology annotation, cellular component: nucleus. The transcript is spliced from 9 exons. The record is from RefSeq and is a predicted model, not a curated record.